UAAUACAUAUCAACCUCGGACAUUCAUUUUUCGGCCGGCAGUGUCGCGUGCUGCUACUCCGUCUCCCAGUUACCACUGCGCCGAGAGCGAUCACUCCCCCCAUCGAGUAUACGCAGACUUCCAACCACAUAUACGCACAAACAGAGCCAUGGCAUCCUCCUCAGCAGCGGCGGGUCUGCUCGCCCGCCAGCUCAAGCAAAUGCAGAACGACAAGGAUAUACCGGGGAUUAGCUGCGGACUAGUGGACAGCAAUGUUUUCGAGUGGGAGGUCAUGCUCAUGAUUAACGACGACACGAAAUUCUACGGAGGCGGUUUCUUCCGAGCGCGUUUGAGCUUUCCGACCGAGUACCCGUUGCUUCCCCCCAAGAUGAGAUUCGAGACACCCAUCUUCCAUCCAAACAUCUACCAAAACGGCGAAGUCUGCAUCUCCAUUCUCCAUCCACCGGAAGAGGACAAAUACGGCUACGAAUCCGCCGCCGAACGUUGGUCGCCCGUGCAGACCCCCGAGACGAUCCUCCUCUCCGUAAUCUCCAUGCUCUCGAGCCCGAACGACGAGUCGCCCGCGAACGUAGAGGCCGCCGCGCUAUGGCGAGAGAACCCCGCCGAGUUCAAGAAACGGGUGCGCAAGUGCGUCCGCGAUAGUCUAGAAUUCGAAUGAUACACAUGAUGAUUCCACCCCUUAUUCUUCGCGCGCCCGCGCGCUCCUUCGACAAUUGGGUACAAUGAGAUUCCGUGGCCCCUUGGGAUAUUUGAUAUGAAUUUG
This is a messenger RNA of Aaosphaeria arxii CBS 175.79, 763 nucleotides long. Its product is annotated as ubiquitin-conjugating enzyme E2 15. NCBI's taxonomy places the organism in Eukaryota, Fungi, Ascomycota, Dothideomycetes, Pleosporales. The record is from RefSeq and is a predicted model, not a curated record. The coding region runs from base 149 to 658 and encodes 169 amino acids. The transcript has 3 exons. Gene Ontology annotation, cellular component: cytosol; endoplasmic reticulum.